Cheilinus undulatus (humphead wrasse) is the source of this 528-nucleotide messenger RNA. Its product is annotated as interferon alpha-inducible protein 27-like protein 2A. Gene Ontology annotation, biological process: apoptotic signaling pathway. Gene Ontology annotation, cellular component: membrane; mitochondrion. The transcript is spliced from 4 exons. NCBI's taxonomy places the organism in Eukaryota, Metazoa, Chordata, Actinopteri, Labriformes, Labridae. The coding region runs from base 90 to 377 and encodes 95 amino acids. The record is from RefSeq and is a predicted model, not a curated record.
UCUUUUGCCGAGUUUCAUUUUCCCUGAAAUGAUACCUAACACUGCCUCAGUAUAUAAACCCUUCCUCGCUCAAGUCUCAGGAGUAAAACAUGGGUCUCUUGACUGUUGUUGCCGUUGUUGGAGGAGGAGCAGGGGCCGUGGCUGCAGCUCCUGUGGUGCUGGGAGUCAUUGGGUUUACCUCAGCUGGGAUAGCUGCUGGUUCUAUUGCUGCCCAGAUGAUGUCUGCAGCUGCCAUCGCUAAUGGAGGGGGAGUGGCAGCCGGAAGUUUGGUGGCUGGUUUGCAGGCAGCAGGUGCUGCUGGUCUGUCAGGAGCUGCCACAGCAGCUGUGGCUGGUGCUGGAGGGACUCUGGCAGGGCUGGCUGCAGUUCUCUUCUGAAAACUAUGAAGAAUAAAAGAUGAAGUUUGUUUGAAUUCAUUCAAAAGAAAGAAGCAGUUUUAAUGAUCAGGCCUAUAAACUAAAUUUAUUAAAAGCACUUUCUCACAUUCAGUCAGCUGAUUUGUUUGGUGAAUUAAACGCCUAAAACAGA